Messenger RNA from Physcomitrium patens, 2293 nucleotides. The record is from RefSeq and is a predicted model, not a curated record. NCBI's taxonomy places the organism in Eukaryota, Viridiplantae, Streptophyta, Bryopsida, Funariales, Funariaceae.
CGGUGGCGGGUGCAACCGCGAGCGAGGCCCUUUGUCUCAGUCGGCCAGACACACGAUCGGUUGGAACCGCCCUCCAUUCCUCCCUCCGCGACGCAAUUAGACGAGAGCCCAUUUUACCCCUGCGGAGAGAAUUCCAUCUUGUUCCACACCUCGGGUUAUCUGCCGCUUGAUCCGCCUGGUGGUAUCACCGACGGUCGACUUACGACUUCAGGUCGCUCGUGAAUGACACGUCGAAUGUGAGCAGUGCUAAAAUUGCUAGAGUGUCCAGCAUCCGGUGGCCUUGUGGGUACAGUGAUGACGCGAGCUUGGCUCUGUUGCUGCUGAUGUGAGGAUGAUGAUGAUGUAUCUGGUUCCGCUGGUGACGUCCUGAUCGUUGAAUUCAUGCACAAAACUUCUCUCACAGGGUUGGCUGUGAUGUGGAUUGCUUGAAGCGCGGCGGUGGUGGUGGAGGUUUCAAAACGGUGGCUGGGGAGUAGGGUUGGCGUUUUGGGGUGAUCAAUUGAGACUGGGGAGGUUCUCUUCUGUAUCGAGUUAGUCUCGAAGCCGAUUGGAGAAUUGCAGCUAGAACCUUUUUGAGGAGGAGAUCGAGCAGAGUAGUACCAAGAUGACAGCGGGAGCCGAGAAACAGCCCGAAGACGGGAGUCAUGAAAAGCAGAAUGUACAUUUAGACUCGACGAAACAAGCUGCCGCAAGCCCCGUCUACACAAUGCAAGCUUUUUUCGAUGGUAAGAUGAAGGUAGAGGACUUUGCCAGAUCGGAGCAGGAGCGGCCCACUGUCCCGCACGAUAUCUUCGACGAUACGCUCCCUGUCGUUGACAUCGCCGCGAUUAAGGACGGCACGGCAGAAGAACGGCGUGCCAACGUGGUCAAAAUGCUGAAAGCAGCAAAAUCGUGGGGUUUUUUCAAGAUCUCCAAUCACGAAAUCCCCUUGCAAGUGGUUCUAAGUAACCUGCAACUCAUCUUCGUCACGGCCGAUCAUGCUUGUGAUGAAGCGGCUACCUUUUUUCAGAAGCGCGUUGAAAGUAGUUCAACCAAACAGGUGAAGCGAGUGAAGAAAAACGGAAAGCAAUUUUUUGCGCUGCCCAUGGAGAGGAAACUUCCCGUGCGAGCGCCAGAUUUUGUGUUUGGUUACACAGGCGGCUCUCCGGUCAAUUGGAAAUCAAAAUGGUGGCUAGAAGCUCUAAUGAUCAAGGUCACGGACGAGGCGUUGGAUGACAUGAUCGGCCAAGUGUUUCCAGACGAAAAAGAUUUCGGCGUACGGUUCAAGGAGGAUUUGAAGGCAUUCUUCUCCCCGAUGCAUGAGCUCUCUCGAUUCAUAGUGGAGGAAUUAACCGAAGCCCUCGGCCUGGAGCGUGACACCUUCACCCGCCUUGAGACGCCGGGCUCCAAUUGCACCGGACGCAUGAACCACUACCCAGUCUGUCCCAAUCCAGACUCUGUGCUGGGGAUUCCUCCCCACGCAGACACGCAGUUGCUGGGAAUUCUGCAUCAAGAUGAUACUGGUGGACUGCAAGUACUGAAGGAUGGGGAGUGGGUGGGAAUCCAGCCUGAUGAUUCCACCUUCGUUGUCAACAUUGGUGAUACCUUCCAGGCGAUUACGAAUGGGAUCCUUCGCAGUGCAGCGCAUCGAGCAGUGGUUAAUGCGAAGAAGGACCGGUACUCAACUAUCUACUUUUACGGUAUUGACAACUCCAUCACUCUCACAGUGCCGCCAAAGCUCAUUACCGAAGACCGCCCUCUCAAGUAUCGCCCAUUUACGGUCAGGGAACACAGAAAAUACAUCGUGGACAACGAAGUCCCGAUCAAUGCUGUUCAGCACUUGGAGAUCAAUCCCGAAGCCACGGCUUUAUUCCUCGAAAAAUUGUUUGGUUAAAGAAGCCAAAAACCUCCUGGUUGGCUUCGCGCAACUGGAAUUAGCUGGUGGUGGUCUUGCUUCACCCCUCCAUUCUUCUCGGCCUGGUGUCCAUCUUUGGGGGUUUGUGCACCCACAUUCGCAGGUCCAUGAGAAAUAUACCUUGCUUGUGGGUUUUGUCUUGACAAUUGGUGGCACUUCAGCGUUCAACUCAGCUUGUCCUUGCUAGAAUCCAAAUGACCAAAGAACACGGCUGCAAUUUAGCAGCAACUUGACUGAAGUGAAAAAUUUGACAGUGUUCCACGGAUUCCGAAUCCAGCGAUUUUGGGUAAUAGCUGGGCUUACCUACGGUCAAAGAUGUGCAGACUAGUUUUGAGGGACCUAAGGUGUACCCACAAGGUCCUUUUGCUUGCAAGAUUCAACACGAAUUUUCGUUGGUAU